AUGAGUUACUUCCGCGUCACCCUCAUCCGCUCCGCAAUCGGUCUCCCCCGUCGAACAACAGACGUGCUCAAGGCCCUCGGACUCAAGAAGCGCAUGGCGACGGUCUUCCACCCAGUAUCGCAGUCCGUAGCCGGUCAGAUCAUGAAAGUCAAGGAGCUCGUUGAGGUCCAGGAGGUGGACAGACGGCUCACACAGCAAGAGGUCCGUCUGGAGCGGAAACCCGACCCGGGCUAUUAUGUUGAGAAGGUCUCAAAAUGA
Messenger RNA from Aspergillus clavatus NRRL 1, 258 nucleotides. Its product is annotated as mitochondrial 54S ribosomal protein uL30m. Gene Ontology annotation, biological process: translation. Gene Ontology annotation, cellular component: mitochondrion; large ribosomal subunit. The transcript has a single exon. NCBI's taxonomy places the organism in Eukaryota, Fungi, Ascomycota, Eurotiomycetes, Eurotiales, Aspergillaceae. Bases 1 to 258 code for a protein of 85 amino acids. Gene Ontology annotation, molecular function: structural constituent of ribosome. The record is from RefSeq and is a predicted model, not a curated record.